Molecule: messenger RNA, 2255 nt
Organism: Mytilus trossulus (common blue mussel)
Lineage: Eukaryota; Metazoa; Mollusca; Bivalvia; Mytilida; Mytilidae
Exons: 2
Coding region: 130-2097 (655 amino acids)
Source: RefSeq, a predicted model, not a curated record
UUAUUGGUUGUUGUAUUAAUUUUUAUACCCCGGGUAUUUGAAUGUCAAAUAUCGAUUCGCAUGACUUGGUAUAUGUGUAAUGUUAGAACAUGAAUAAUAUGUUCUAACAUUUCACAGUUGAAGACUGUAAUGUGGAUCGAGCAUGGUGGAAGUCACAGCAACAUAGUACUGAUAAUGUCGUUUAUACGUAAUAUUCGAAAUAUUGGUGGAUAUUUUUCGUAUGGCCAAUGUCGUUACCAACGAGUCUUGUUUUGGAUAAUGUGUUUUGGUCUGGUACUGUGGUUCAAUGUAGCAUUUAACAAACCUGUAUUUCACUAUUAUAAGAAUAUGGAUGUAAAAAGUGCAUGUGUUAUUCCUAAAUUUAAUAAUUUCGAUUCAUCGAUAUCUGAAUUUUUCUGGGAUGUAAGCCCUUUACAGUGCGAAUCGAGUGAACCUAUUAUGUAUAUGGACAACGAUGGUACAGUUCGAGUUAAUCAAUCAUUAAAAAUUUCCAGCGGGUACCAGUUUUUGAAUUGCACUUGUCAACCAGUUAUUCGUAUUGAUGACGAUAAUAUAACGUUAGGAAAUGGGAUUCGAUGUACGGAACCCAUAUAUAUCCCAGGAGACUUUAUUUAUGCCGUAUGUACAAAUGGCGGGAAGCAAGUCUACGAUGGUUUGCUGUAUGGCAUCGAUUUUAAAAGUGUUACAAAUAACAAAAAGUUUAAAAACGAAACGGAAAAUAAUCUGAGUGUUUAUUUUUAUGGAUUUGAUGCCCUAUCUGGUCUUAUUGCGAAAAGAACGAUGCCGUUGACUAUGAAAUACUUGGAAGACGUUUUAGAGGCAUACACUUUUAAUGGCUAUACAAAAGUAGGCGAUAAUACUUGGCCUAACUUAGGUGGGCUACUCACUGGUGGUAGAUAUGAACAAGUAAAAAAGACCUUUGUCGAGGUACCAUUUAUAUGGAAUAAUUUCUCUCAGAAUGGAUACGUAACAAUGUUCAGCGAGGAAUAUCCUCGAUUAUCGUGUUUCAAGGGUUUUAAUGGACAACCCACGGAUCAUUUAACUAAUACGUUUUUUGUCGCAGCAGAAAAAAUAAAACCUAUAAAGAAUCGAGAUAUAAGGAAAAUAUUGCUUUUUAUGGAGUAUAAGAAUAUUAAGGUUAGCGAUUCUUCAUAUUUGUGCAUUGGAAAUACUCCUAAGCAUAAAAUUAUUAUAAACUAUUAUAAAAGAUAUAUUGAAGCUUAUAAAAACCGCCGAAAAUUUGGCAUGUCUUUUAAUACUGAACUUGGUCAUGACUAUAUCAAUUUUUAUAACCUUGCAGAUAAAGACAGUGCUGAAUUCUUAAAAUGGAUGCACGAAACUGGAAAUCUAGACAAUGCAAUUUUCGUGUUCUUUUCUGAUCACGGUCCACGUUAUAGUGAAAUUCAAAACACAAAUAUCGGUAGAGUUACAGGAUUAAUGCCAAUAUUUACUGUAUACGUUCCGAAACAUAUAAAACAACGAUAUCCUCAAAUUCACAGUAAUUUGCUGAAAAAUACAGAAAGACUGACAACAGUUUUUGAUGUCCAUGAAACACUUAAGGAUGUUAUAAAGAGCAAUUUUGAUCAUAGCGAACCUGUUGAUAAACAUGCCAGAGGGAUAUCUUUGUUUAAACCAAUUCCUGAAACACGAAGUUGUUAUGAUGCCGACAUCCCCGAACAUUAUUGCCCGUGCUAUGCAUCAGAAGACAUAGACGUGAAGAACAAACGUGUGCAGAUAAUGGCUUUUGCUCUUGUCAAAAAAAUAAAUAAAUUGUUACAAAGUCAUGCGGAUAUAUGUGUCCAUUUAGUAUUGAGCAAUGUCAUAAAAGCAUCCAAGGUCAAAUCUAACUUCGAACGCGAUAAAUCAAUGGAAGAACGCUUUUCAAUCAGAAGUUAUAUUUAUAACAAUGAACAAGAUACGAGGUAUCUACUUGUAGUUGAAACAAAACCUGGAAACGCUAAGUUUGAGGCAACUGUUCAUUAUUCAAGUGAUACCAGUAUGGAAGUAUCAGGGGAAAUAAGCAGAAUUAAUAAAUACGGGAAUCAGUCAGAAUGUAUAAAUGUAAAAAAGCUUAAACUGUACUGUUUUUGUAAAUGAAAUAAUUUUGAAAGAAUUUAUAUGUUUAUGUUCUAUUCCAAAUCAUAUCCAAAAUCAAUGCCAGAAAUGGCUGCAAUCACCAUGUCCGUCCGUUUGUGAACAAAUGUCGUUACGUAUUUAAUUAAUACACAGCUUCUGUAUUAAAUAAUGAAUUAAUA